AUGGUACCUAAACAAGGGUGGAAAUUGCUGACCAAGCCCCACUCUUUAGUUUCCAGGUUCUUCAAAGCAAGUCUUUGGAAAGCAAGAGAUGUUUUGUGGAUGGGGUGUAGGUGGAGUAUUAGAGAUGGUAGCCAAAUUAGGGUAUUAAAUGAGCCUGGGAUUCGUGGAAGUAAAGAUGUUCGUUUAGGGGGUCCGUAUCCUCAAGUUGCAAAGGAGAUCUUGAAUGUUCCUUUGGUUGAGGACAUGGUAGUUAAUGGGCUGGUUUGGAACGAAGAUAAUAAUGGCGAGUAUAGUGUCAGUACAGGUUAUAGACUCUGGAGGAACUCGCUUGGUUAUCACUCUAAUUGUAAAGUUGUCGGUAAUUGGGAGAAUUUGUGGAACAUUAUGGCUCCGCCUAGAGUUAAACACCUUUUGUGGAGAAUUUGUAGAGGCAGCAAUAUAGAAGAUAGGAAGGAUGCAUGUACUUUUGCUAUGAUGGUAGAGGUGAUUUGGAAGAACCGUAACAAUAUAGUUUGGAAUUAUGUAAGGGAGGGAGUUGCUUGGGAUAUAGGUAGUAUGUCAUCUAUAGAAGCUGGGUCUUUAGCAUUGAAAGAAGUUGUUCAACAUGUUGUUACCAUGAACUUGGAUUAUGUGAUAUUCCAAAGUGACUCUCAAGUGGUUACUCAAGGCAUUCAUUCUAUAGCUACUAAUUCGUCUGAGUUUAAUUUUAUUCUUCUUUCUAUUAAGCGUUUGUUAGCUUUUUGUCAAUAA
Messenger RNA from Vicia villosa (hairy vetch), 750 nucleotides. RefSeq lists its product as uncharacterized. Bases 1 to 750 code for a protein of 249 amino acids. The record is from RefSeq and is a predicted model, not a curated record. Lineage: Eukaryota; Viridiplantae; Streptophyta; Magnoliopsida; Fabales; Fabaceae. The transcript is spliced from 3 exons.